Molecule: messenger RNA, 6097 nt
Organism: Pseudopipra pipra
Lineage: Eukaryota; Metazoa; Chordata; Aves; Passeriformes; Pipridae
Gene: PHF11
Product: PHD finger protein 11
Exons: 11
Coding region: 4417-5313 (298 amino acids)
Cellular component (GO): nucleus
Source: RefSeq, a predicted model, not a curated record
GGAAAAAACACUGUAUUGUGAGGGCGGUGAGGCCCUGUCACAGGUUGCCCAGAGAAGCUGUGGGUGCCCAUCCCUGGAAGUGUUCAAGACCAGGUUGAAUGGAGCUCUGAGCAGCCCGGUCUAUUGGAAGGUGUCCCUGCCCAUGGCAGGGGUUUGGAACGAGGUGACCACAAGUAAAAGGUGUUCAGAAGGGCAGAUUUGCUUGGUUUUGCUCCUCGCAAAGGCUGGGUGUGUUUGUGCUGUAAUGAUUUUGAGGGGAAUGGGGGGGGAGACGCGUGUGGGUCGUGCCCAGCCAUCCCACCCCAUCCCUAACCCUAACUGUUCCAUCUCCAGCUGGGCUUCUUUCCCCACAAAGCGGAAACGGGGGGCACGGUGAGUGUGGGGGAGCUGAUAUGUCACUUCCUUCUGUCUUCCUGCUUCCGUAGAUCCACCUCUUCGCUGCGCUGCGGGGUAGAGGAGAGCGGAGCUGGAGCUGGGGCGGUGGGUUUCUUUGGCGUGCUGGAAGUCAGGACACUUGGGUUCUUUUCCUUUCCCCUCUGUGGAUAUGCCACGUGACAUUCUGUGCCUUAGUUUUCUCCCGUGUAAAAUGCGUGUAUUUACGUGCAAGGAUGCUUUCAGAAUUGGGUCUGGAGAGGAAAUACUUAGACAAACUGGUGAUGUUUCAGCAGGAUGUAUUUGGAAGUGGCACAAGUGUGCUCUUGCCGACAAUGUCCUUGUCCUUUUUUACUUUCUGUUUCCUUUCCCAGUAUCUUACCUUUUGUCACAAUUGCAAAAGCAAAACCAACCCCAACAGCCUUACUUCGAGGAAAUGGCACAGGUACAGGGGAAGCAGCCAGGUGUGACUGUUCCUUUCUCUCAGCUGCAUCUCUGUCUUCUGACUGGAGGGCAGUGGAAGGGCCUCCAACUCAUAUAGGUGAAUUGGUCCCCUUGGGUUCCCACAGCCUGCUCCUGUGACAAUAGAAGUGGAAACGGAGGGUUGCAGAAGGACUUUGUGACAGCAAGGGAUUGACUAUAGAACAGGAGAUGAAAAUCCAACGUUGAUAAGUGGGAUAUGAUGUGUCAGAGUAGUAACUGUAAUGCUGAUGUCCUCUGCACUGUCUGAUACCACUUCAGAAAGAGAUCUGGGGAGCUGUAGUACGUAGUUGUUGCAAAACCACAAUUCUAGGCCUGAUAUUGGGUGCAGGAAUAGUCAAUUAACUGUAGGUCUGGUCACAUUCAAAGGAGCCAGUCGGGUUCACGAAGAGUGUGGCUUAUUAAAUGUAAUAUAUGAGGUUCUUUUGAAUUGUCCGAGAUAUAUGCGUGUUAUUGAAGAAUAGCUCUAUAAAACACUAACAACACAAUUGCAAUCACAACUUAAUGUUCUGGGUGAAAACAUAGGGAGAUUUAGGUUGGACAUCAGGAAGAAUUUCUUCACAGAAAGAGUGAUUAGAUAUUAGAAUGUGCUGCCCAGGGAGGUGGUGGAGUCAUCAUCCUUAGAGGUGUUUAAGAAAAGACUGGACAUAGCUCUCAGUGCCAUGGUCUAGUUGACAAGGUGGUGGUUGGUCAUAGGUUGGACUCAGUGAUCUCAGAGGUCUUUUCCAACCUAAUUGAUCGUGUGAUUCUGUGACUUCAUGUAGCCAAGUACACAAGUCUCACUGAAAGGUAUCCCUUCUGGGGAGGGUGAGGAGGACAAACUGUACAACGUGCUGUGGCUGGGACUGUCAUCCAGUGUUCCAUUCUUUGUGGUCGCAUUGCAUGGAGUACUUAGGAGGUGUAGUUGGUAGCAGUCUUGGUAAGCAAGUGGAAGAACGAGACCACGUGGCUCCCACCCCUCCUCACAUUCGUCCCUGAUGCUUGGCAGCACAAACUACCGGCCCUCCAUCUGGUUUUUAUGUCUACUUUCAUCACUGUGGACUUCAUCGCAUGUUGAGCUUUGCAUUUGCUUCACUGCUUUGAGCUUCCAGCAAUAGUUUUAUGAAAGUGUCAGCUCUUUGCUCAGAAGCGGUCUAAAAUGUGACUGGAAUAUUAACAAUUAUUAAGAAAAGGGUACAGAGUGACUUUGUGACUUUGUACUGUAAAUGGUAGCCCACCCUUUUGAAGAUGGCUUGCUCCUCUUGGAGCAAGCAAGAGUAGAGAAGGGAUUGAGAAGUGACGGAGCUGAUCAAAGAUGCAGACCAGCUUCUGGACAAGGAACAGAUUCACAGACAAGACACAGUAGGAGAAAUAAGAAUUUUGCUGUCAUGAGUGCGAGUGGAAGAGCGGACUAAGGAACAAGCAUUUCCUGCCUUUUUGGACAGAUCUUGGGGCUCCACUGGAGUCUGUGAGCAGCUAACUUAAGCCCUGCAAAAGCAAGACAUUGUUUAGGUGAAAUGUAAUUAAAUUGUGAAACUGGAACCCUACCUUUAGCCUCCCCCUUCUUACAUGGGAGCACCCAGCCAGAUCCAUUGCCCUGUUUAGCUCCAUGUCCUGUUCUGGGCAGUACUCCAUAGCAGAAAGCUAGGGAAGAGGAAGGAACUGAAGCAAGGCUCCUGUGGGGGUGUCAUGGGUUUGCGUGGCCAGAUUUUGGUAGCGGGGGACGGUUUCAGGUGUGGCUUCUGUGAGAAGCUGCCAGAAACUUCCCCCAUAUCAGACAGAGACAAUGCCAACCAACUCCAGGAUGGACUUGCCACUGGCCAAGGCUGAGGCAAUCAGGAGUGAUAGUGAUGCCUCUGUGAUAACAUAUUUAAGAAGGGGAAAAAAAUUAUCGGGCAGAUGUAAUUGUGGUCAGAGAAGAGUGGAGUAAGAAUAUUAUAGAGGAUAUAGUAGAAAACUAUGUGUGUGUGUGUGUGUGUGUGUGUAUGUAUGUGUAUAUGUAUGAGAGGAUAGCAGAAAACUCUGCAGACACCAAGCUCAGUGGAGAAGGAGGGGGAGGUGCUCCAGACACCAGAGCAGAGAUUCCCCUGCAGCCCCCGGUGCAGAACAUGGUGAAGCAGCUGUGUCCUGCAGCCAAUGGAGGACCACAGGGAUGCAGAGAAUCACCUGCAGUCCCUGGAGGAGACCCACACUGGAGCAGGUGGAUGCCUGAAAAGAAGGCUGUGAACCGUGGGAAACCCAUGCUGAAGCAGGCCCCUUGCAGGGACCUGCAGACCCAUGGAGAGAGGAGCCCACACUGGAGCAAGUUUCCUGGUGUAGGACUUGUGAUCCUGGGGGAGAGCCACGCUGGAGCAGACUGUGCCCAAAGGACUGCACCCCAUGGAAGAGUGACCCACAUUGCAACUGUUUGUGGAGAACUAUCGCCCGUGGGAUGGACUCACGCUGGAGAAGUUUAUGGAGGACUGUCUCCUGUAGAAGGGAUCCCAUGUUGGAGCAGGAGUAAGACUUCUCUCCCUUAGCAGUGGCAGAAACAUGUGAUGAACUGACUAUAACCCCAAAUCCCCAUCUCCCUGUGCCACUGGGGGAGGAGGUAGAGCUUGGGAAGGAGGGAGGGGAAGGGGGAAGGUGUUUUUAAGAUUUAUUUUAUUUCUCAUUAUCCUGCUCUGAUUUUAUUAGUAAUAAAUUCAGUUAAUAUCCCCAAGUUGAGUCUGUUUUGCCUGUGAUAUUAUUUGGUGAGUGAUCUCUCCUGAGUCUGUAAGAACACCAGGGUCUGUAGACUCCGUCUUUAGCCUCUUCCUCACUAAGUUCCUAGAACUGGUUCCUCUGACUGGGCCUGAGCAGGGCCUAUGUAUCUGCAUCAGUUCCAGGUAUUAGCUUGCCACAGAGAACUUUUCUUGCAUUCUAGGCCAUUCAAACUCCAGUUCAUUCUCCUUUUAAAUUUCUUUCUGUCUGUUUUCUAUUCUGUUUCUAAUAUUUCUAUAUAUUUCUGUUUGUUUCUAUCAUAUUUAUUUAAUGCUGAAGUUCUGAGACUGUUGUGAUGGUCACUGUAUAGAUGCAUAUUGGAAAUCAGUUCCUAUCCUGCCUUGCUUACAAGAGGUAGAAGGAUGGAGGGGAAAUCCCCCCUAGAUGUCUGUGAAGGUAAAGUGGCUUGUUGUGAUGAAGUAAAUUCUCAGUAGCAUGAGCUAGAGGGGAGAAAACAUAUAAAAAAUCUCUUUCUGCUCUGGUGCAGUUCUCACUUGGGACUACCCAGUCUGUUUUAUGCAAGGGAGAUGGGAACUAAUGAAAACAGUUUGUUGAAAGCCAGAUAAAAGUUGCAAGAUUUGGUGGACUAUGAGAUUUUGUACUUGGACCUUACUACCUUUCCCUCACUAGAAUAAUAUAACUUCAGAUCUUCUUAUUUCUUGAAAGUAAAUGCAGACUUUUCUUCCCCUUGUCAUACAGGAGUUUGUGCUGUCAGAGGUGGCGUCUCCAGCAAAGGACAGUGGAGUAUCACACUUAGUAGGAGUGGGAAGUUGUUGAAGAUUUCUGCGGUGGACUUGCACAAAAAAACGCAAAUUUUUUCCUGCUCUAGGUGCUUUCUGGAUAAUGGCGAAGAUGGUGAGAAGAACAUGUGCAUUUUGUUCAGAAGGGGCGGCUGGUUCUGUAAUGUAUGUUGCCAAAGAGAGCGAUAUUGCAGCUCAUCAGGAUUGUCUGUUAUUUUCCUCAGGAUUUGUGGAAUCUGAAGAGUAUAACCCAGAAAAUCUGGAUAUAAGGUUUGAUGUGGCAUCAGUGUUGAAAGAGCUCAGGAGAGGAAAGCGGCUGGUGUGCAACUUCUGCCGCAAGAAAGGAGCCACAGUGGGCUGUGAGGAGAGAGCCUGCCGCAGGAGCUACCACUACUACUGCGCGCUCUGCGACGACGCUGCCAUAGAAACCGACCAAGUGAAGGGAGUCUACCGAGUGUUCUGCCCAAAACAUGACCCAAGCAAUAGGACCAGUCACUAUGGUGCAGCCAAUAAGAAGAGAAGAUAUACAUUGACAUCUCCUGACAUCACAGAAGAAAUGAAAACAGAAGAGAAAGCAGAAGAAAACCAUUUCCAAACACUAAAAAGAAAAAACAACAGGCAUAAAGUCCAGAUAGACAUUGUAAGGAAAUGCAAACAGGCUGGGCUUCUAGAUGACAUAUUUGAAGAAAUGCUGGACACACUUCACCUGGCACAGGAAAAACUAAUGGAUGACAACACUUCAGAAACAGAAUAUGAAGAGACAGUAAUGGCACUGUUUGACUGUGGACUGUUUGAAAAUAUACUGACAAAUAUUCAUUCAGGAAAAUGGAAGCAACAGAGAGAAGCAGAAAUGCAGUCAGGCAGAGCUUUGCAAAUAAGGAACAGAAGAAAAAAUACAAGAACUUCUAGAAAACAGAAAAAGACUGGAUCACAAGAUAGAGCUACUGCAGGACUUAAAAGAAGUCCUUCCUACCCCAGAGAGCACAGCCAGUACAUCUAGUAUGAUGUCUGAAUAACGCUUAAGUCUGUCUGUAAUCAUGUCAAUAUUUAGGAUUUUCUAAUGAUAGAAACCCUAGAGCACAUCUGGUUCAUGUCUAAGUAAGUUCCCGCUCCCAAGACAGGGACAUAAACAAGAACUGGGUCACAUACUCAUUUUUAUACCUCAAUGGUGCAAUAAUUUUAAGUUCUUAAAAUUUUCAAAUCUUCGUCUUCAAACCUUACUGUGUAGUACUUCAGUGUUAUACGCUAAAUUUAGCUUUUUUAAACCCUCCAGUGAAGACUUUUUGCUUCAAGACAAGGGAACAUCAGAUGCAACAGAACACUUGUUAAAGUCACUUUAACUGUGGAGCCCUCUCCUGACUGUGCCAUAGCUGCUGCACUGUCUGUGUCUAGACAGUGAUGUUUUCAGGAUCAUAUUGGUGCUUUGGCUUUCCAAAGAAGAUAAAUGAGCAGAACUUGCACUUAAGGAAGCCUUUUGAAUGUUGAACAGGACUUGAAUUAAAAAACUCAAGUUAUUCUUGUUUGACUGGUCAGUGUGUAACUAGUUCUGCUGUAAUGGCAGUGGCAAUACAGUGUUUACAGCCAGACCAAAAACAGUUGGGCAUUAUCCUCAGAAUAUGUACAAUGUCAAAGGGAUCAAACAGUGGUCUGUGUCUUCCUUUCUCCAUUACGAAAGGAUCCAACUUCCCUGUGUUUUGCCUUUAAAAAGUUGUUUGAAUACAGAAAAGCAUUGUUUAGCUACAAAAGGUGAAGUUCACAAAAUAAAACAUUUUUUAAAAAAGCUA